Vidua macroura (Pin-tailed whydah) is the source of this 1031-nucleotide messenger RNA. RefSeq lists its product as uncharacterized. The transcript is spliced from 2 exons. The record is from RefSeq and is a predicted model, not a curated record. Lineage: Eukaryota; Metazoa; Chordata; Aves; Passeriformes; Viduidae. The coding region runs from base 1 to 930 and encodes 309 amino acids.
AUGUCCUUCCAGACCCCAAAACCAUGUCCUUCCAGACCCCAAACCAUGUCCUUCCAGACCCCAAAACCAUGUCCUUCCAGACCCCAAACCAUGUCCUUCCAGACCCCAAAACCAUGUCCUUCCAGACCCCAAAACCAUGUCCUUCCAGACCCCAAAACCAGGUCCUUCCAGACCCUAAACCAUGUCCUUCCAGACCCCAAACCAUGUCCUUCCAGACCCCAAACCAGGUCCUUCCAGACCCCAAAACCAUGUCCUUCCAGACCCCAAACCAGGUCCUUCCAGACCCCAAACCAGGUCCUUCCAGACCCCAAAACCAUGUCCUUCCAGACCCCAAACCAGGUCCUUCCAGACCCCAAACCAGGUCCUUCCAGACCCCAUAACCAUGUCCUUCCAGACCCCAAACCAGGUCCUUCCAGACCCCAAAACCAUGUCCUUCCAGACCCCAAACCAGGUCCUUCCAGACCCCAAAACCAGGUCCUUCCAGACCCCAAAACCAUGUCCUUCCAGACCCCAAAACCAUGUCCUUCCAGACCCCAAACCAGGUCCUUCCAGACCCCAAAACCAGGUCCUUCCAGACCCCAAAACCAGGUCCUUCCAGACCCCAAAACCAUGUCCUCUCUGCCUCCCCCGAGGAGAACGUGGCCUCCGGGCCAGCGGGAAGGAUCCCUCAGCCCCAACGCCGCUCCCGACGUUCUGCCUUUCCUGCCCAGCUCCUCCCUCACCCAGGCAAGAAGGAGAAGGAAAGAGAAGGUUGAUGAGCCCAAAAUGUUGCCUGCAAGCAGCUCAGAAGCAGCGGGGGCUUCACCCAGAGCCACACACACACACACACACACAAAAAAGCUUUGCAUGCACCUCUCACGGACACCUAAAGGAGGUUUCCGCUACGCUCCUUCAUUUUUUAUUUUUAUUAAAAAAAAAAAAAAACUCUGACAAACAGGAAGAAAAGAAAAGUAGGAAUCCUAACCCAAGAGGUGGUUGAAAUCCCCUGGAAGUCGCAGCUUCAGGAGCUAGGGAAGGAGCCUUGGAGGCAG